Molecule: messenger RNA, 994 nt
Organism: Hyla sarda
Lineage: Eukaryota; Metazoa; Chordata; Amphibia; Anura; Hylidae
Exons: 7
Coding region: 19-852 (277 amino acids)
Biological process (GO): regulation of DNA-templated transcription
Source: RefSeq, a predicted model, not a curated record
ACCCAUGUGACUGAUCACAUGAUUGUGACAUCACUGAAGGUCCUUAAGACACCUGGAAUCUUCUAUAUACAGGGAGGGGGAGGUCUCCAUCAGUGGUCGGGGGUCUCCCUUUCUUCUCCUGACUGCCCCCUAAGGAUGGAGAAGGACCUGGAUGUGAUGGAGGAGAGAAUAUUACACGUGGCCCUAGAGAUCAUGUCCCUGCUGAGCGGAGAGGAUUACAUGGUAGUGAAGACAGAAGAGGGGGAAGGAUGGAGCAGGGAGCAGGUUCCUAUAUCGCUGCCUCCACCUCACUCACUGAUACAUAAGGGAAACAGUCAUCAGGAGAUCCUGGAACUCAUCAACAAGAUGGCCGACCUGCUGACUGGAGAGGUUCCUAUAAGGUGUCAGGACGUCACUGUCUAUUUCUCCAUGGAGGAGUGGGAGUAUAUAGAAGGACACAAGGAUCUGUACCAGGACAUAGUCAUGAUGGGGGAUCACCGGACCCCAACAUCACCACUGGAUAUAGACCCAACAAGGAUGGAGAAGGCCAGAAAGCACAUGGCUGCCAGGAUAUUACACCUCACCCUAGAGAUAAUCCACCUGAUAACCGGAGAGGAUUACACAGUAGUGAAGAAGUGGUCUGGUGAGUGUGUGACCCCCCGUGUGUCAGGAGGAUCGGGCACCACCCAGAGCCCCACCCCCGAGGAGCCUCCACCUCAUUCACUGAUACAUGAGCAGAAGAUCCUAGAACUGACCACCAGGAUGACUGAGCUGCUGACUGGAGAGGUGACACUGCUGGGAAUGCUGGGACAUUAUACAAUAAGGGAGGGCUCUGCUGAUGACUGUAUCAUUGUGUGUGUCAGGUUCCUAUAAGGUGUCAGGACGUCACUGUCUAUUUCUCCAUGGAGGAGUGGGAGUAUAUAGAAGGACACAAGGAUCUGUACCAGGACAUAGUCAUGAUGGGGGAUCACCGGCCCCCAACAUCACCACUGGAUUGGUCCAGUCAGAGGAAUCC